Molecule: messenger RNA, 1074 nt
Organism: Parnassius mnemosyne (clouded apollo)
Lineage: Eukaryota; Metazoa; Arthropoda; Insecta; Lepidoptera; Papilionidae
Source: the annotation of a GenBank genome assembly
AUGGAGUGCUACACAUCGGACAGCUGCGACAGUGACAGCAGGGAGCAGAAAACACUUGAUCUAUCAAGCAAAUUGCUCGACUCAAUAAACAUAUCGACCGAAUUAAAAUGUAUUAUCGAUGAGAAAGAUUGUGCGGAAAAUUACGAGAUUAUUCUUCUCUAUAGUAAUCGAAUAAAAGCGUUGCCUGAGUCUAUAAACAAGUUCUGCAACUUGAAGAUACUCGAUGUUAGUAAUAACAGAUUAGCAGUUCUCCCAGAUCUGCUCAAAAACUGUCCACUGACAUCCCUUAUCGCCAAGCACAACCAACUUACAAAUGAAUCGUUACCCAAGAGCUUCUUUUCAACAAGAAACACACUCAGGGAACUCAAUUUAAGUGGAAAUCAACUAAAUUUCUUUCCAGAACAAGUAUUAGAUUUAAAUUCUCUUAAAUAUCUAUAUUUAGGAGGUAACAAUAUAGCCAACAUACCAAAGGAUAUCUGGAAACUUAACAGCCUGCAGAUACUUUCAAUUGGAGGCAAUCAAAUAGUUGAGGUGCCAGAGUCAGUUGGCGCGCUUACUUCGCUUCAAGCAUUAGUUUUGAGUGACAACCUCAUUGAGCAGCUACCAGCAAGUAUCGCUAAUUUGAAGCAGCUGCGUUCUUUAUUAAUACACAAAAAUAAACUUAAGACUCUACCGCCACAAAUAAUUAAAUUAAAAUGUUUGACAGAGUUGAGUCUCCGAGAUAACCCGCUAGUAGUCAGAUUCGUUAAAGACAUGACGUUGCAAACACCUUCCCUGUUAGAACUUGCGGGACGGACUAUAAAACUUUACGAGAUUCCAAUAAGAGCUGGAGAAGUGCCCCUUACAUUGAUAAAAUAUUUAAAAGCAGCUGAGCGUUGCGUUAAUCCAAAAUGCAAAGGUGUUUUCUUCGAUAACCGUGUGGAACACAUUAAAUUUGUAGACUUUUGCGGCAAGUAUCGUAUACCUCUUCUUCAAUACUUGUGCAGUUCUAAAUGUAUUACUGGAAGCUGGGAGAGCCGUGAAGUGGAUAACAACGCUAAUACUCACAUGAUGCGUAAAGUCUUGCUUGGUUGA